Molecule: messenger RNA, 1373 nt
Organism: Tinamus guttatus (white-throated tinamou)
Lineage: Eukaryota; Metazoa; Chordata; Aves; Tinamiformes; Tinamidae
Source: RefSeq, a predicted model, not a curated record
UAUGCCCUCAUCCCUUCCAUGAAAUCCGAUAACUUCUCGGAUUCGAGUCACAGCGAGAUCUCCUCGCGCUCCAGCAUCGUGAGCAACUGCUCGGUGGACUCCAUGUCGGCGGCGCUGCAGGACGAGCGGGGCCUGUCCCAGUCCCUCCUCGUGGUCGAUUCCGCGGGGGCCGGGCGGAAGGGGGGCUCGCCGACUACGCGCAGCCCUGCCCCGGCUGGUCGCUGAGCAGGCCUGCCCUCAUCAGAGGGAUGGCGUUCACGUCGUCCAUGAGCAGCGAGGAGAUCUCCCACGAGCACAUCCUGGUGGAGGCAGCGGACAGCGGCCGGGGGAGCUGGACGUCGUGUUCGAGCAGCUCCCACGACAACUUCCAGAACAUCCCCAACCAGAAGAGCUGGGACCUCCUCAAUUCCUACCGUCACACCCAGCUGGAUGGACCUAUAGCUGAAGUCGAUCCCACAAAUUGUUACUCUGAGGAGGCUUAUUUAUAUUCCGAACCCUUUUCCAAAAAUAACAGGCAGUCGAAAGCCAACCUGGAAGGGGAUCAGUCUCGGCAGAGCUGGGCCUCCUCGAGCUCCCUCUCGGACACGUAUGAGACAAACUAUGGGACGAUUAAGCGGAGGGGGCUGGAGACGUCGGCGGCGGAGCAGACGGAGGUUUUGGACUCUAAACCAGGCACCGACACAACUUACAAAACUGUUACUUCAAGUACAGAAAAAGGCCUGAUAGUGUACUGUGUCACCUCACCUAAGAAGGACGAUAGGUAUAGGGAGCCACCGCCCACCCCUCCGGGCUACCUGGGCAUUUCCUUAGCGGACAUAAAGGAAGGAUCGCCCCACCACCCGCACCUCAAACCUCCCGACUAUAGCGUGGCCGUGCAGCGGUCCCGGAUGCUGCACGGGGACCUCUCUAGACUCGCAGCAGCUCCUCUCGGUAGUGACGCGGUGGCCUCGAAGAUGCCUCCGUGGCAUAGUCGGCAACCGGCCAGCAUGCUUGCACGCUCGUGUGUGCACACGUGUGACUGUCCAUGUGCACAUGCUUGCACGCUCAUGUGUGCACACAUGUGGCUGUGUGUCCGUGUACACGCCUGCACACUGCAGACGAGCAAGUGUCGGCCGUGUGACCCCCGGGCCCGCGCGUGCCGCCCCGCUGGCCACGCUCCCCACGCGCUGCUGCUACCCCAGGCGCCGCGUUCGCCUCUGCAGGGCCAAGACACAGCCUGGACCCCCCGGCUCUGCCCUGCUCCAUCUGCCCCUGUCACGAGCAGCGUUUCUGCCCGGGAACUGGGCAGCUCCUCCAAGGAGCCACCAACACCAGGAUCACGGGAUGCACCGGUCUCCUCCCUUCGGGGAGGACUGGUCAUCGAGAGCGCUUGA